GUCCCUCCUGCGCGGCAUCAGCUUCGCCAGCCUCGCUGGGGCAGCCCAUGGAUGGACUUUCAAGUUCGGCAUGGACAUCGAUUGGAAGCCCUAUGCCUGGCAGAACGCGACGACCAUGGAGCUCAUGGGCUUGGGCAAGGACAUCGCAGAUGGCAUGACGGCUCUGUGUGACAACUUGACCAUUGAAUCCGUGCAGACCAAUUGGCUCGACUGCUGGACUUCCGAUGGCCAGCUUGGACCCAAGCUCGUCGAUGGCACACUGGAUGCAUGCAUGACUUACAGCCAUGGACGUGGAUCACGUGACACGAAUGCAGACUGGUCCAUCGCCAUCCUCGAUGACAACAAGCCGGCGGGCCUGAUGACCCUGUUGACGAAUGGUGUGCCGUCAGUCAGCGGCUGGGACGAUCUCGCAGGGAAGACGGUGAUUGAUGUCGGUGGUUGGGCACCCACCGCCGACGGUAUUGGCUAUGUGACCAACAAGUGCUCGAACAUGCCGUACUCGGACAGCAUUAUCAUUGUCGUCGGCCCAGAGAACGAUGAUGCAAUGAACAUGCUGCGCAACGGCACCGGGGACGCCGUGUUCAUCUACGCGGACCAGGCGGCGCUCUACCAGUGCUCUGCAGUGGGUGACGCUACGGUGACGUUCAAUUGCAGCCUUUGGGAUGGGUUUGGCACGGAGUACGCGUAUGUCCAAACGGGCCAGAAGGGCUAUGCUCUCAACGGUACCACUUUGGCGAUGACGAAGCCGGGCUCUAUGGUGCCAGGCCUUAUCAAUGGAUGCCUUGCCGAGUUCAUGCAGACCAAGGAGUACUACGACGUCUGCCUCAAGAACGGGAUGGUUGACCAGUGCUAUCCCAACAGCCACUUCCCAGUUGGAUCCAGCACCAUGGCCAACUACGAGAAGCCCACAAACGAGCUCACGGGUGACUGCUCCACAGGGUAUUGCCCAUGUGGGCCUGAGCCUACGACCACGACGGCAGCAGGUGUCACCACAAGUAGCGCAGUGGCCGUGAGCUUCGGACCAGUUGCAGGUCUUCUGUCCGCUCUCAUAGCAAGCAGCUGA
This is a messenger RNA of Symbiodinium sp. CCMP2456, 1063 nucleotides long. Lineage: Eukaryota; Dinophyceae; Suessiales; Symbiodiniaceae. The record is from the annotation of a GenBank genome assembly.